Sitodiplosis mosellana (orange wheat blossom midge) is the source of this 1576-nucleotide messenger RNA. Its product is annotated as four-domain proteases inhibitor-like. The transcript has a single exon. Lineage: Eukaryota; Metazoa; Arthropoda; Insecta; Diptera; Cecidomyiidae. Bases 564 to 1373 code for a protein of 269 amino acids. Gene Ontology annotation, molecular function: protein binding. The record is from RefSeq and is a predicted model, not a curated record.
CUGUACUCACGAUGACAUGAUUCUCGAAGCCCCUGAAAAUACGUCAAUGUAUGCCUAAAAAUACUAUAAUUUAUAUUAUUUACAACGCUAUAUGUAGACCCUAAUCAUAUAGCAAAUGUUUUCACGUACCGACUGACAUCAUCAACGAACAAAUAUUGCAUUAUUGAAUUUCAUUCUGAUAAAAUUCCAUUCCUGACCCGCAGUCUUGAAAUACAACCAUGGCCGGAGCGUUACUCUUAUUACAAAACCGAAUGUACCUAAAAUAACAAUGAAUUUGCUCAAUUUCAUUUCAUUUCGUUCGAUGUUAUGGAAACCUGAUGACAGUUAAUUAAGAGGCCCAAAAUAAAAUGAGGUGAAAAUUAUGGAAAUUUCUCAAUGGUUGAUUAAUAUAAAUCAUCGUAUUUUUAGACAGUACAGAGUUUGUCUUUUUUUGGACAGUCAAUCAAGAGACCCAAAAAAGUAUAAAUAUGGGGUUGCAAAUGUCUGGAAAUCAUUAAUUUCAGAUCAAUUAUAACGACUGUAUGGUCACAAUUGAAUUGUAAAUUCCGUGAAAGAUUCUAAAAAUGAAUUUGAAAGCUAUUGUGAGUGUAAUAAUUUGUUUGAGUAUAGUGAAUCUAUCGAAAUCAAAAUCAUAUGAAUCAGCAACAAAGUCAUCGUGUAGUUGUUCAAAGCAUUUUACACCGGUGUGUGGUUCGGAUGCUAUCGUAUAUGAUAACAAAUGCUGGUUCGAUUGUGAAGCAACUAAGAAUAAAAAGUUGAAGCUUCAAUGCAACAAAACGUGCGAUGAAUGUCCAACCAAAGUCGCAUGCCGUUGUGCAAACGAGGAUAGACCAGUAUGCGGUUCGAACAAUGUUACAUAUGGGAAUCCAUGCUUGCUUGCUUGUAAACAAGCCAACUUUGAGCUUCUCUAUCGAAGAUGUGAUGAUCGAUGCGAAAAGUGCCAAGUCGGAAAACCGUGCAUCUGUACAACCGAGUAUAAUCCUAUUUGUGGUUCAGACAACGUUACAUAUGGGAACCCAUGUGAAUUCUGUUGCGCACAAGCAAUAAAUCCGAAUUUAGAUGCAAGAUGCUAUAACGAUUGUGACUCAUGCCCGAAAAAAGAAAAUCCGAAGCUGCACAUUGUUUGUCAUGACAAAUGCAUCUGUACGAAAGAAUAUCAGCCGGUGUGUGGCUCAAAUGGCGUUACGUACGGUAACAAAUGCUUGUUCGAUUGUGCAGCAGAAAAAGAUCCGGAUUUGAAACUCGUAAGUCAAGGUGAGUGCAAGAAAAAGUCUCAUUGUGGCGGAACGAAGAGUUUGCACCACAACAGACAUAAGAAAAAGAAUUCUUCAUCUUCGUCAUCCUCGUCGUCGUCCUCUUCAUCAUCGUGUUAAUCUUCUGAACAUUUACGAAAAAAAUUGCCCCCUAAAUGAAAGAAUCAGCGUACGGAACGAGUGGAAAUAAUAGCAAGACAAACAAGGGAAAAAAAUGGAAUUGCAAAAACUUUAAGAAAUUGAAUUGAAUUGAAAGUAAUUUUCAUUAGAUUAUCACAUUGAUCAUAUGCUGUAUUUAUAACAAAAUUAUUGGAUUGAAAUGG